AUGGGUGAUGUGCAGCUGCAUUGCUUCACGGAUGCAACGGAAUCAGCUUAUGGUGCUUGCAUCUACGCCCGAACAGUGAUGGCUAACAGGCCGACCAGAAUUAUAUUACUGGCAGCUAAAUCAAAAGUAGCACCAUUACAGAAACGCAGUAUCCCCCGAUUGGAAUUAUGCGCUGUGCGACUUGGUGCUCGAAUGGCAUCGAGAGUCAUCGUGUCUCUGAAUCUGGAGUCUGCACCUAUUUUUUAUUGGACCGACUCGAUGGUGGUUGUCUACUGGUUUCGUGCACCACCACAGACCUGGAAAACCUUUGUGGCUAACCGAGUGACAGAAAUUCACACUCUAACAAAAAAUGCUAUGUGGUUGCAUGUACCCGGUGUGGAUAACCCAGCAGACUUUGUUUCGAGAGGAUUGACCGUACAACAAUUUCUGAGCUGCAAAAGUUGGACGAACGGACUCAAUUGGUUGGAGGGAGGAGAGGAGUGUUGGCCAAAGAUGGAUAUCUCGCGAGUUACUGAUGAUGAUGGAGACAUAGAGCGUAAAACUACUACACUGUUCCUGCAAAGUCCACGACAACUUAACACUCUAUCAACUCGCUCAUUUACGUACAAUCGGCUAUUGCGUACGACGGCUUACUGUUUACGAUUACGAUAUGCGAAAAAAGAAAUGAGACCAUCUACCAUAACCCUCACACCUAACGAAAUUGAAUAUGCUCGGGAUUGUCUGGUGAAAACUGUUCAAGCUGAAUGUUUCAGAACAGAACUUCUCCUGCUUAAAAAAGGGAGACCAGUAUCCAAAACCUCGUCACUAAAGCUUCUGAGCCCGUUUGUGGACACAUCGGGUAUAAUCCGAGUCGGUGGCCGGCUAAAAUUGUCCGAACAGUCCUAUAGCACGAAACACCAAAUUUUGCUUCCUGAUUUCCACCGAUUUACCCGCCUGCUUCUGUUAUCGUACCACAUAAAACUAAUACACGGAGAAAUUUCGCUAACAUUGGGAUUAGUUCGAAACGAAUAUGGGCCUACGAAUGGCAGAAGGGCUGUUCGUAGUGUAGUACGAACUUGCUACCGUUGUACCCGUUUGAACCCACAACCACUGCAACAACCUGUGGGACAGCUACCGGUCGCACGCAUUACCCCAAGUCGUCCUUUCGCAUCCACUGGAAUAGACUAUUGUGUUCCGGUGUUUGUUAAGUCCCCUAAACGCAAAACUGCUCCCACCAAAGCCUAUAUUGCCCUGUUCAUUUGCUUCAGUACAAAGGCUGUACAUAUUGAGCUCGUGGGGAAUCUAUCCACAGCAUCCUUUCUCUCGGCUCUCCAACGGUUCGUGGCCAGACGUGGUAAGCCCGAGAAUAUUUACUCCGACAAUGCCACGAAUUUUGUCGGUGCUCGAAAUGAAUUACAUGCUCUUUACAAAAUGCUCUCGAAUUCCAACGAAACUGAUCACAUCGCUACUGCUCUCGCAACUGACGGAAUACGAUGGUAUAUGAUCCCACCUCGGGCCCCCAACUUUGGUGGUUUAUGGGAGGCCGCUGUGAAGGUGGCAAAGAAUCAUUUAGUUCGGCAGUUAGGCAGCACGUCUCUGUUAUAUGAAGAUUUAGUAACGAUUUUGACCCAGAUUGAAGGAGCAAUGAAUUCUAGAUCCCUUGGCGCCUUUGUCAGAGGAUUCCCUCGAUGUUGA
Messenger RNA from Wyeomyia smithii (pitcher-plant mosquito), 1674 nucleotides. RefSeq lists its product as uncharacterized. The transcript has a single exon. The record is from RefSeq and is a predicted model, not a curated record. NCBI's taxonomy places the organism in Eukaryota, Metazoa, Arthropoda, Insecta, Diptera, Culicidae. Gene Ontology annotation, molecular function: nucleic acid binding. Gene Ontology annotation, biological process: DNA integration. Bases 1 to 1674 code for a protein of 557 amino acids.